GCAACGUUUACAUUAUGACCAGAGAGAAGAAAGGUUCCUCCGUGCAGGAAAGAAUCGAGAGGUUCUUCAAGAAGGACGUGUUCGACAAGUUGCGUGCUAUGAAUCCAACGUUUACUGAUAAGGUGAUUCCGAUUCACGGUGAUUUGUACCAGCCUGACUUGGGUCUUUCGGCAGAGGAUCGUGAACGUUUGGUGAAGAACGUGAACAUAAUCAUUCACAACGCGUCAAUGGUGUACUUCGAGGCGAAGGUGUCUGUUCUUUUGCGAAUAAACGUGCUCGGAACGCAGAAGAUGCUCGAGCUGGCGGCUGAAUGCCCGAAUUUGAACGCGUUCGUGUACGUGUCGACCGCGUACUCUCAUCAUUACAUGAACCCGAUCGAAGAAAAGUUUUACGCGCCCCCGUGCGGUUUGAAGAUGAUCGAGGACAUCAUACGAGCCGAUGAGGAGAACGCUGCCGGACUUUCGAAGGAAGCUCUUAACGAUAUUAUAGGGAAAUGGUUGAAUCAGUACGCGUUCAGCAAAGCCGUCACCGAGGGUGUAGUCGAGGAUUUUGCUAAGCGGAGUUCGCUCCCAUGCAUCAUCUACAGGCCUUCUAUAAUUAUACAUGCAAUGCGAGAACCUUAUCGUGGAUGGAUAGAAACAAAGAAUGGUCCCGUGAUAUUGCUGGCACUGCAGGCUUUCGGCUUGUUGCACGUAGUGCCUAUGGGACCGGGUGUAAUAUCAGACUAUGUUCCAGUCGACCUGGCGACUAACGGCCUUUUGUCAGCGAUCUGGGACUACGCUGUCCACAGGGAAUCGAACGAGCCACAAGUGUACAAUUGUGGAUCGUCUGACUGGAAUCCUCUGAGUUUUCAUACAUACUGUCCAAAUUAUAUCAAAUCAAUUGAGAAGUAUCCGUCAUCAAAGAUUGCCUGGUAUCCAUUCAUGUUCUUAGUUGGGAAUAUUUACAUAUUUUUCGUACUGCACGUGCUAUUCCACGUGUUCCCUGCAAUCGUUGCUGAUGUGGUCCUAAUGAUCCAGCGGAAGAAACCAAACAAUUCGAAAAAGAGCGAUGGCCAGAUACGGAAUUUCUACGCCGGGAAGCACAUAUUCCUCACGGGGUGCACCGGUUUCUACGGCAGCUUCAUCUUGGAGAAGCUCUUGAGAACGUGCACCGAAAUUGGCAACGUUUACAUUAUGACCAGAGAGAAGAAAGGUUUCUCCGUGCAGGAAAGAAUGGAGAGGUUCUUCAAAAAGGACGUGAGUAAAUUGUACUCGCAAUAG
Messenger RNA from Ceratina calcarata, 1262 nucleotides. Its product is annotated as putative fatty acyl-CoA reductase CG8306. Gene Ontology annotation, molecular function: alcohol-forming very long-chain fatty acyl-CoA reductase (NADP+) activity. The transcript is spliced from 5 exons. NCBI's taxonomy places the organism in Eukaryota, Metazoa, Arthropoda, Insecta, Hymenoptera, Apidae. Bases 15 to 1262 code for a protein of 415 amino acids. The record is from RefSeq and is a predicted model, not a curated record. Gene Ontology annotation, cellular component: peroxisome. Gene Ontology annotation, biological process: long-chain fatty-acyl-CoA metabolic process.